AUGGCCAGCUCUAUCCGCCAACGACUCCAACACAUCCACCUUCCAGGCCCCGUUCCUUACGCGACAGCAGCCCGCCUUCAGGAACUCCUUGUCUCGCGCUUCCUCGCCUCGAAACCGCCAUCCAAUGUUCCCCCACCAGCACCUCACAUCAUAACUGCCGAAUUCACCCCUGUCUACACUUGCGGUCGGCGAGAGAUCGGUACCGUUUCACCAGAGCAACAAGCCUACCUCCGCAAACCCAACGACACAAACAUUCGCGCAGACUUUGUCGAAGCUCUCCGUGGCGGCCAAACCACCUUCCAUGGCCCAGGCCAACUAGUUGCCUAUCCCAUCAUCGACCUACGUACGCAUAAGCUUACGCCUCGACACUAUGUCUGUCUGUUAGAGAAAAGCCUGAUAGCCACGUGCGCGAAAUACGGAAUCAAAGCCAUGACUACAGAGAACACGGGUGUCUGGACGACUCCAGAUGACAAGAUUGCGGCGAUUGGAGUUCAUAUGAGACGCAACAUCACGAGUCAUGGAGUUGGGCUGAAUCUCAAUACAGAUUUGUGGUGGUUUGACAGGAUCGUUGCGUGUGGGUUGGAAGGGAAGAGGACGACUAGUUUUGCCAAGGAGGGGAUGGUGGGAAAGAGUGUUGAAGAGGUUGGUAGAGGCUACGUGGAAGAGGUGGGAGAGAGGUUGCUAGGCGUAGAGGGUGUGGAGAGAGUUGAAAAAGCAACGGUUGAUGAGUUGUUGGACAUCUCAAGAGGCGGAUGA
This is a messenger RNA of Alternaria burnsii, 756 nucleotides long. Its product is annotated as lipoyl transferase. Gene Ontology annotation, biological process: protein lipoylation. The transcript has a single exon. Lineage: Eukaryota; Fungi; Ascomycota; Dothideomycetes; Pleosporales; Pleosporaceae. The record is from RefSeq and is a predicted model, not a curated record. Gene Ontology annotation, molecular function: lipoyl(octanoyl) transferase activity. Bases 1 to 756 code for a protein of 251 amino acids. Gene Ontology annotation, cellular component: mitochondrion.